AUGAACGCCUUUGCUUCCUCGUCAAGCUCGACACUGGCGGCGGUCCGCCGUUUCGGUCAACCCGUACGCGGUGCUCGAGCCCUCUCCCAGCUCAGGCGUCCCUCAACCCUGAUGCUGCCUAUAGCAUUAUUGGGCAUCUCAUCACGCCACAUCCACUCCACAAUAACGCAGCCCUCACCCCUAUCUAACCCAUCACGUCCUCCAUCCAUCCGCAGCCUUAUUCGGGACCUACGUCCCCUCCUCAUCGGCUCUCCAUCCGCCUUCCUCCUCCGUCGAGGUAUAACCACCGCCCCCUCCACCACUACCCCUCCUAGAACCUCCCGCACCGACCCCGACCCAUCAGAAGAGGACGACCCCGAACCCGACCCAAACCUCUCGGCGUACGCGCGCCUCAAACUCCUUUUCAAGCGGUACGGAUGGUACGCUCUGGGCAUGUACACCGUACUCUCCGCGCUGGACUUUUCGCUCGUCUUUGUCCUGAUCCACCUGGCGGGCGCGGAGCGUAUCGAGCCCAUGUUGGCGGGCGCCGUAGGGUGGUAUAGGCGGCAGCGGUAUGGCGAGGAGCGGGCGGCCGAGCUUGCAGUGGAAGCGGCCGAAGAGGCGGCGGAGGAGAAGAGGAUAGCGGAGGCGGAGGAGAGGGAUCACGGGAAGGGGAAGAAGAAGAAGGAAAAGUCAGGAUGGAUGAGCCGGACUGUUCUUGCGGAGAUGGCGCUCGCGUAUCCUAUACACAAGGUCGCGCUGUUGCCUGUGAGAGCGGGGUUGACGGUUGCGUGGACACCGAAGUUUGUGGGGUGGUUGACGAGGCGAGGGUGGGUCGGCAAGGGCGGGUACACGCGAGCGGCAUCUCAUGCGCAGGACAAGAUCCGGACGGCAAAGGAGCGGGUCAAGGAGCGGGUGCAGGACCUCAAGCCGUGA
Messenger RNA from Dioszegia hungarica, 915 nucleotides. RefSeq lists its product as uncharacterized. The record is from RefSeq and is a predicted model, not a curated record. Bases 1 to 915 code for a protein of 304 amino acids. Gene Ontology annotation, cellular component: mitochondrion. The transcript has 2 exons. NCBI's taxonomy places the organism in Eukaryota, Fungi, Basidiomycota, Tremellomycetes, Tremellales, Bulleribasidiaceae.